Zingiber officinale is the source of this 843-nucleotide messenger RNA. RefSeq lists its product as uncharacterized. NCBI's taxonomy places the organism in Eukaryota, Viridiplantae, Streptophyta, Magnoliopsida, Zingiberales, Zingiberaceae. The record is from RefSeq and is a predicted model, not a curated record. The transcript has 7 exons. The coding region runs from base 89 to 679 and encodes 196 amino acids.
GGAUUCGAUUGUAUUCUUUUCAGUGGAAGGGAGGGAUGGUUUGCCGUUUGUUGCACGACGUCCCCGAGGCGGUAAAGCGUAGAGCGGCAUGGCGACAUCUGAGAUCCAGUCCACCAAGGGAAAGUCCGUAUGCUCCGUCUCACUCUCGGUUCCUCCCCCCACGUCGUCGGUUGAGGACGAGCCGUCCGACGAGAAGAAAGGUAAGACCGCCUCCCACCCACCCGCCCGAUUGCCGUCCCGAAACGCUUCCUCCAAGUACGACUUCGUCAAGGUGAAAGUAUGGCUCGGUGACAAUGCCGAUCACUACUACGUCCUCUCCAGAUUUCUUCUCAGCAGAAUGCUAACCGUUACCAAGAUUCCUAAUCAUGUGGCUAUCAAAAUUGCACUUGAACUCAAAAAGCUACUCGUGGAUAAUAGCCUUCUCGAUGUAUCACAGUCUGACCUGGAAGCCAAUCUUUUCAAGCUCAUGGAGCGAAGAAAUUAUGGAGAAGAGUACAUAAACCGAUAUAAAAUGAUGACUAGGUUUCAUCACCAAAGAGUACCAUUGGUCAUUCUUGUAUGUGGAACUGCUUGUACUGGAAAGUCCACGAUUGCAACACAACUUGCUCAAAGACUCAAUUUACCAAAUGUCUUGCAGACAGAAAUGGUGUAUGAACUUUUGCGCACAUCAACAGAGUGAGUCUAUCUAUUUGGUAUUUUGUACAAUUUAUUUGAUCAAAGAUUUUCAAUGCCUGAAAUCUUCAAGUGCUCCUGCUAUUCUGUUUAUCUAGUGAUGCUGAAACACAGGCACCAUAUGUUACCUAAGCCUAUUUUUCUGUUUUACUCUAUUAAGGUGCAUUAUGG